AUGGAAUUUUGGAUGUUCGAGAUCACCCUCAUUUUAGCUCGAAAUCUUGAGGUACGGGAAACACAAAAAACGAAGGUUUACGCAAAGAUUUCAAUUGCAGGCCAUCCCAACACGGAGAAAAGAACCCCAGUGGACAAGAAAGGGGGGGCCAACCCAGCAUGGAACUUCACCACUACAUGCAAGAUAGGGAAGCAGGCAGUUGAACAUGAUGGUGUUAUGCUUCUGAUCGAAUUAUACCGCAGCCGGACCUUUGGAGACCAAUAUAUUGGGGAAGUACGUGUAUCGUUCAAGGAGCUCUUUAAUCGGGAAAGGACACUUUGGGGUCGUCUGACAACACUUUUUAGUUGUCCAAAGGGAGCUGGAGUUGGCAAGACUGUGAAAUACCCGGUGAACAAUGGUGGUUCUCAUUCAUCAGGAGUGCUGAAAUUUUCAUACAGAUUUAGGAAAGAAGUGAUUGUUAAUCAACCAUCCGGCGGGGGAAGUGCUUUGGGGUUGGCAGCGUCGGGAGCCAAGUGGGUGGAGCUGAUUAUAACAGUUGCGACUGGGAUUGAUAUUCCAUUUUCUUGGGAAGGUGUUUAA
This is a messenger RNA of Vitis vinifera (wine grape), 579 nucleotides long. RefSeq lists its product as uncharacterized. The transcript has a single exon. The record is from RefSeq and is a predicted model, not a curated record. The coding region runs from base 1 to 579 and encodes 192 amino acids. Gene Ontology annotation, biological process: defense response. NCBI's taxonomy places the organism in Eukaryota, Viridiplantae, Streptophyta, Magnoliopsida, Vitales, Vitaceae.